This is a messenger RNA of Sparassis crispa, 669 nucleotides long. RefSeq lists its product as hypothetical. NCBI's taxonomy places the organism in Eukaryota, Fungi, Basidiomycota, Agaricomycetes, Polyporales, Sparassidaceae. The transcript is spliced from 4 exons. The record is from RefSeq and is a predicted model, not a curated record. Bases 1 to 669 code for a protein of 222 amino acids.
AUGUUGUACACGAAAUCACAUCUCAAGUCUUCGCCACGAAAGUUCAUUCAAGGAAAUAAUUUUUCUUCGUCAUAUCGGAGGAAGAGUCACUAUAAGACACUCUCGGUUCCCCACAACGCGACCAAGAACCAGAUCAAGUCGAGUUACUACAAGCUAAGCAAGCUAUGGCAUCCUGACCUCACGAAAGAUCCAAGGGCGAAGGAGAAAUUCCAAGCGGUCAGUGAGGCGUAUAAUGUGCUGGGAGAUGAUAGGAAGCGGAGAGCGUACGACAGAACUAUCGUCGCUGCAGCAUCAAUACGAAACCCUUCAAACUCAUUCAAUGACGCAGCAUACACUAUGCACCCCUCGUACGAACGACGGCGAGGAGCUACUCAUGCGUGGGAGUACUCACGCCGGCCACGAUCAGGGCAGCACUAUACGCCUCCACCGGGACAUGCACAACAGGCCCACGGCCAUGCUCAACAUCCAUAUGCCCGGCAUUCCGACCCGUUCUCAUCUCCCAAUGUACAACGUGCGACAGGAAAGAAAACGACGCGUCCGGUGCACGAGGGUCCGACUGAGGCCGACCGAAUUAGCGGCGAAUCAACUUUCUGGAGAGUUGUGCAGGUAGUAGGCAUAGUGAUGUUGGUCGCCACGAUUGGCGGUGGUGUCAGUGCGAAUGCAAAUUGA